Messenger RNA from Staurois parvus, 394 nucleotides. Lineage: Eukaryota; Metazoa; Chordata; Amphibia; Anura; Ranidae. The record is from the annotation of a GenBank genome assembly.
AUGGGCCCCCGUACCGACUCCUCAUGCUGCUGCCAGGCCCGUAAUCUGUCAUGGGCCCCUGUACCGCCUCCUCAUGCUGCUGCCAGGCCCGUAAUCUGCCAUGGGCCCCCGUACCGACUCCUCAUGCUGCUGCCAGGCCCGUAAUCUGUCAUGGGCCCCUGUACCACCUCCUUAUGCUGCUGCCAGGUCCAGAGUGUGUCAUGGGUCCCUGUACGGCCUCCCAUCGCUGCUGUCUCCAUCGCCACACUCUGCCAUGUGCCACUUUCAGGUCUCCUCACACUGCUGGUGGGUUCCAUUUUGUCAUAGGGUGCUGGCAGAUUACGGGCCUCCCAUUGCUGCUGCCAGGCCCGUAAUCUGCCAUGGGCCCCCGUACCGACUCCUCAUGCUGCUGCCA